AUGUCUCCCCAUCAUCCAAGAGAGGUCAGCGGCGGCGACAGUGACCAUCACCGGCACACCUUGCCCGGCGCGAAACAACAGUACCAAUUCCAAACCGGCAACUUGCGAGACGUGGAAGAAGAAUACGAGUCCAUGUCGCCGUCCCCCGAGCUCAAACGGCGCCGAUUCAACGGAAUGGGGCAUUACCAAGCAGUCUCGUCGCCAGGGCCGUACACAGGCCACCCCUUGUCGAGGCAACCCAGAUCCUCGCUGAGCAUGCCUCCCACCCCGCCAGUAGCGGGUUACGGACCUCUGCCCGGUCCAUCGGCACUUGCGAGGACUGGAAACAUGGCGCCUCCUCCGCGGCCACAUCAUCCUGCGUACGCAGGACCGAGCCGCGGUCCCGGUUUCGACGAGAGUCUCCGCCUGCCGCCACUGCAAACUCAGACAUCUCCGCCGCUCAAUCGAGAAAACGACUCAAACGACCGCCCGAGCGCCCACCCUACUGCUGGUCUGGGCAUCUCAAACCCGCGGGACAGCUAUGCCCAAAGCCUUGAGGCCAUGAUCAUGACGAUUCCUUUUCUGAGCAAGCUUAAGGUGCUGCAAAAAAUCAGCCCAACAUUGGCACCGUCAGGGCCAAACAGCCCGGACAUCGAGAUUCGCGGAGCUGUCAUUGCUGUCGAGGGAGCCGACCCUCGGCAACUGGAACAGGUGGGAACGGCGGUUCACCGAUCCCUGCUUGGCCUGGGCGAAAUCGAUUUGAAAACGUGGAGCGACGGACCGAGCAUGCCGGUGUCUGUGUUGUCAGCCGAGGAAGACACAAUGAUGAAUGACACCGCGUCCGUUGGGAGCAGCAGGAAAAGCAGCCACUCGCAACCCAGCCUGCAGACCUCGGAGCUGUUCUCUAAGUAUAUGCAGACCAUGAUGAAGUGGCACGAGAAGUCGCGGGAGAUUGUCAAGCACGUAUCCACGAGACCGGUUUCUGGAUCGGAUGGACCGCCGCUCACGAGACGAGCAUCCGACGGGGAGAUUGUCGGAUCCAGACAUAGUUCGGUAUCGGCGCCUGGCAUCAGCAAGACGCCGAUAGCCCUGCUUCCUGCGGGAUUCAGCUUGUCCAUCUCCGACAAGUUUGCUUGCAUGAUACCCAUUGCCGAUUCGUACGCCCCAGUCGACCACUGGCAGUGGAUGUCGACCCUAUGGAGGGGAAUCAUUGGACCAGACCUCGUCAUCUACGUCAAGUCGGUGGCGGAGGACGAGGUCACUCGCGGAGGUGCCGUUGAGUUUAGAGGUCCCGGCGUGAUGGUGGUCAGGAUCGCGCACAGCAAGUCGCUGGACGAGAAGACUGAGCGACGCAUCUCUUUUGAGGUGGUGGAAUGGAUUCGAGGCGGCAGUUACCAGGAGGGAUUCGGACGAGGUUAG
Molecule: messenger RNA, 1398 nt
Organism: Colletotrichum spaethianum
Lineage: Eukaryota; Fungi; Ascomycota; Sordariomycetes; Glomerellales; Glomerellaceae
Exons: 1
Coding region: 1-1398 (465 amino acids)
Source: RefSeq, a predicted model, not a curated record